This is a messenger RNA of Rhizophagus irregularis DAOM 181602=DAOM 197198, 542 nucleotides long. The record is from RefSeq and is a predicted model, not a curated record. NCBI's taxonomy places the organism in Eukaryota, Fungi, Glomeromycota, Glomeromycetes, Glomerales, Glomeraceae.
ACAUAAGUAAUUAUAAGUAAUUUUCAAAUUCGCCGAACAAUUUGAACAAUUUGUUCUAUCAUCUUGUUAUCGUUUUUGCGCGUUUUUAUUAAUAAAUCAUGGUAAACCAAACGAGUCAAAACAUUACACAUAAUUGUAAAUGGGGUGGCUGUACGGACAAGUUCGAUUCUAUGUUGUCGUUGUGGAAACAUGUUGAGCAGCAACACGUUGAUAAUGCAAUACCACGUUUAAUACAUUUUGUGAACGAUGACGACGAAAUUCCUGUCACAGCACCACAGAAUAGUGUAAUUAACACCACUGUGAGCGGUACGGGCAAUAUUAAUAAUGGACAAAUUUUAAUUCCAAUGUUGCCAAAUUUAAAUUUAAAUUUACAAGUCCAACUAUAACAUAUGACGACCCUUUUGGGCGACUUCCUAAUGCACAAAUGAUCAAGCGACAACAAUAUAACAAUUUUAUACUUCAACCAAUGGUUGCAACUCAGUCUCCGCCUAAUCUUCUGCAGCUGCAACAACAACAACAAGCAUUAAUCCAAUUGACUAGAC